CACCCCGAAUCUCCAAAACAAAUAUCAGUCCGUCUCGAUCUCACUCCCAAUAUCAGCACAGCAGCCCAAAAUGCCAUCUCCCAAAGCCAUCGUUCUCAUCACCGGAGCCAACCAGGGCAUCGGCUUCGCCACGGCACAGCAGCUUGCCAGCACCAGCAACUUCCACGUGCUGGUCGGAGCGCGCUCAGCACUCAAAGCGCAGGCCGCAGUCAAGGAGCUAGAAUCAGUUGCGGUGAAUAAGUCAGCCCUCACGCCCAUCACGAUCGAUGUAACGGACGAUGCAUCGAUCGCGGCCGCAGCCAAGAGCGUGUCGGACGAGUUCGGGCGUUUGGAUAUUCUGAUCAACAACGCCGGUAUUGCGCAGGCCCCGGACACAAAUGGGACCCUGCGCGAGCAGUACCGCCAGAUCUUUGACGUCAAUGUAUUCGGCGUGGCGGUUGUCAUGGAUGCGUUCCUGCCGCUGUUGCGUGCGUCGACGUAUCCCGAUCGUCGUAUUGUCAAUGUCACGUCAGGGCAGGGGUUGAUCAGCAGAGCGGGCAAGAAGGGACAUCCUUCCAAUGCGAAGGCCUAUUUCAUUCCGGACUAUCGCAGCAGCAAAUCAGCUGUCAAUAUGAUCACCGCUGCGUAUUCGGUAAAUCUGGAGGACGAGAAGAUCGCCGUCAUCGCGGCUGCGCCGGGGUACUGUCGUACAAGCCUGACUGAUGGUAAAGGGGCCAAGGAGGCGACGGAUGGCGCCAAAGUCAUUGUGCGCGCCGCCUCGGAGGGCGAUCCGGGUGAGCUGAGUGGCAAGUACAUUGCAGACGAGAGUUGGAGCUUUGGAUGGUGAGAGAUCGUGUAAGGUGGGACAAUAUCAGCUCGGUAUCUCAGGAUAUUAAUGUGGUCGAACGGUCUCUCAUUGUCGACAUCUAUCACCAAGACGAAUAAUAAAAAUAGGGCAAAGGCUAAAAGGCUAAAGUGCACCGUGUUCUCAUCGCCCGGGUAUUUGUUCAUGCCACGAGAACGAAACGCCAUCCAGAAACUCCUUCAUGCUCAAAAGAGCCCCAUGGGCUCAUCAAUGGCCAUCAGCCAAGUGCUGGCAUACAUUAGCAAUUACCGGGUUCUCACUGUUGGAUGGUAUAGAAACACUACUUACCGACCACUCGGGAAUAUUUCGUAUCUGCUGCCACAUAAACUUCUCGAGUUUGUUAGCACUCUUUGCAUAGGGCGUGUUCUCGUUGUUGUAUCUCCGGCAGUUAUCGAAAAUCAACAUGGCAUCUUUGGUGAAGUCUUGUGGUGUUGGG
Aspergillus heteromorphus CBS 117.55 is the source of this 1280-nucleotide messenger RNA. RefSeq names its product short-chain dehydrogenase. The transcript has a single exon. Lineage: Eukaryota; Fungi; Ascomycota; Eurotiomycetes; Eurotiales; Aspergillaceae. The record is from RefSeq and is a predicted model, not a curated record. Bases 71 to 826 code for a protein of 251 amino acids.